Siniperca chuatsi (mandarin fish) is the source of this 2033-nucleotide messenger RNA. RefSeq names its product cornifelin homolog B-like. The record is from RefSeq and is a predicted model, not a curated record. Bases 37 to 447 code for a protein of 136 amino acids. NCBI's taxonomy places the organism in Eukaryota, Metazoa, Chordata, Actinopteri, Centrarchiformes, Sinipercidae. The transcript is spliced from 4 exons.
UUUCCUGGGAUAACAAAACUCUUACACAACUCAGCUAUGUCUCGACAGGUGGUCCAGGUCCAGCCGGAGAGCAGGGUUGAGGAGGCAGGUCAAUGGAGUACUGGCCUGUGUGAGUGCUAUAAAGACAUGGGAGACUGCUGCUUUGCCCUGUGCUGCCUCCCAGUGUUCACCUGUAAGGUGACCAGUGCAGUGGGUGCGUGUCCCUGCCUGCCUCUGCUAGACUGUCUCGGCUGUGUACCACCGGCCUCUCUCGCCAUGAGGGCGUCUGUCAGGGAACGAUACGGCAUACAGGGGAGUGUGUGGAGUGACUGCCUGUACGGAUGUUGCUGCUAUCCGCUAUCUUGGCUCCAGAUCUCCAGAGAGCUGAAGAGAAGAGCAGCAUCCCACGCCUCCUCCUCAGCCAGAUACACCGCUCUGACCUCCCUGCAGGGGGCGCACUUGGUCUAGACACAUGCAGCACUCCUUUCUCCCGGCCUCUGCUGCAGCCUGCCCUCCAGAGUACAGGAGUUGAUUUAAUCACACUUCCUCUGGUCUGCAGCCGCUCCCUGUUACCUCAGAGAAUUCAGCAGGGACACAAUGUGAAAUGUAGCAUGUAAUUUUUGAGUAAGCAAAUUAUAUAAUAUUCUUUCAGUAGUGGACAGUAACCAACUUAAGUUUUUAGGUACUUCUGUUUUACUUGGGUAUUUAAAUGUUACGCUAUUUCUACUCCACUGCAUUUCAGAGGGAAGUAUUGUACUUUUUACUCCACUACAUUCAUCUGUCAGCCAUAGUUACUAGUUACCUUUCAGAUUAAGAUUUUACACACAAAACACAAGAUAACUUUAUAAAAUACAAUUCAUUGUUACGGAUGAAACCAGUGACUCCCAACCUUGUUGCCUUGUGAAGAAAAGCAGUGUCUAGUUGAGUAAUUUGUCAUGUUUCAGAUGUCUAUAAAUUGUUAGCAGUUUUUUCUUCUUUCCUCUCCCAUUAAUCAUUUCAUGGCCCCUCAGAGAUCUUGUGACCCCUUGGAGGGGGCCCAACCCCAGGCUGAGAGCCACUGGAUCAAACUGCCUAACUGUAUCUAAAAUAGAUAUGAGCAGCUACCUUCAAUCUAAAAAUGUCAAAUAUAACAAUGUAUCAGUCACAGGGGCCAAUUUUCUGCAGAAGGAGCACUUUUAUUUUUGAUACUAAGUAUAAGUACGAUUAGCUGAUAAUACAUGAAUCUGAAUGCUAAUGGAGUAUUUUUUACAUGUAUUGGUACUUUUCCUUAAGUAAAGGAUCUGAAUAUUUCUUCAACCACUGUAUUCUUUAAUAGCGUAAAGGCGAGGUACCACAGCACACUGAUGGUUAUGAUUUCUGUACAAACAGUACACAAAGACUAGAAAGCCUCCGUUUGAAAACACAACUUUGACCUUGCCACAGAUUUACAAAAACAAAUUCUUGUAUGCGAUUUCCUAAAUAUGAUUCCUGAACACUUCUGUUUACAGAAGUCAUUCCUGGAAUCUGUUAUCACGUUAAAUCAGGGCGGGACACACAGAGAGGGAAGGAAUCAGAGAGAACAGGGGAAAAUUUCAUUCAGGGGAAUCAAGUAACUACGUAUCUUGAUUGUUGGCAGACACAUUUAAAUCUAACCAAAGGGGAAAACACGCACGUCAAACACAUAAGCUUAGCCAGUGAUUUUAUAUUCCAAGUGAAAUUAUACACCACCCAUGUACAACAGCGUAACUAUUUCUGUUCAUUUCAGUGCUAAAGUAAUUGUUUUUACAUUUUGCAUUAAGAUGAAGCACUAAGACAUUUGCUAGAAAUCAAGGAAAUCAUCUGCUAGUUGUGUUAAUGAUCAAACUUGUUGACACUUGGCAAAGCUUCUGCAAAUUUUAGAAUUUUACUGUGGUAAACCUUAUGAUUACUAAAGUCAGAAAUAUUCCAUUUUAAUGUAUGCUGUUAUUCCAUUUCCUACCCCAAUCUAUUCAGCUGCUGGCCUUGUGGUUCAAAUACAAAAUCCAAAUAUUUUGUGUUGAAUUAUUUGAAUGAAUUCUAAUAAAACAUCAAAUGUU